UAAAAUGGGAUCAACUUGUCUUUAAAUCCCAAUGAAUGGAAAUGAUAUAAUUGUUUGGGAGUAAAUUAGUGUAAGGAAAGAAGAAAGGUAGGAUUAAUUGAGAUUACAACAAAAAUAAAGUGAAUCAUCAGAAUGUCCUGAUGAAGAGAUAUAAAUGACUAGUCAUUCAAAUGAUGAUAAAUAUAAUAGUUAAGAUGAGAUAAGUGUUCCUUAGAUAAAUUAGAGUCCAAGCAAGACUUGCAAAAGCAUUUUAAAAAAUAAAAAUGAUUUUUAGAUUGUACGUUCUAAAAGUUAAAACAAAACAGUAUCAUUCAGUUUUAUACCUCCAGAUUAAUUAAAAGAUAUGUUAACUUCUAAAGGAAGAUUAUCAGAAGAAUAAAAAAAGUUUCUAGCAUCUUUAUAUGAAUCAGUUUGA
Paramecium sonneborni is the source of this 415-nucleotide messenger RNA. The record is from the annotation of a GenBank genome assembly. NCBI's taxonomy places the organism in Eukaryota, Ciliophora, Oligohymenophorea, Peniculida, Parameciidae.